Molecule: messenger RNA, 743 nt
Organism: Raphanus sativus (radish)
Lineage: Eukaryota; Viridiplantae; Streptophyta; Magnoliopsida; Brassicales; Brassicaceae
Product: photosystem I reaction center subunit N, chloroplastic
Exons: 3
Coding region: 106-609 (167 amino acids)
Biological process (GO): photosynthesis
Cellular component (GO): chloroplast photosystem I
Source: RefSeq, a predicted model, not a curated record
CAAUCGCUUAUUACAUUCACGUCCACGUCAUCAUGAUCCUCAUUCAUCUCCUCAAUACUAAAAUCUAAUCUCUUCCUUCUUCAGUCACCAAUCAAAAAACUCUUAAUGGCAGCCAUGAACUCAAGUGUUCUCACCUGCAGCUACGCAAUCUCUGGUGCUGGCUCAGUAGAGCUAAACCAGAAAGUGAGUUCAUCAGUCGGGUUUGGUCAGAAGAAACAGACGUUUCCUGUGAUCAAAGCUCAACGAGCUGGUGGUGAUGAUGUUGAUGGGUCUAAUGGAAGAAGAUCAGCCAUGGUGUUCUUAGCGGCUACACUCUUCUCCUCUGCUGCUGUGUCUGCUUCUGCUAAUGCUAGCAUCUUCGAUGAAUAUCUCGAGAAGAGCAAGGCCAACAAAGAACUGAACGAUAAGAAGAGAUUGGCAACAAGUGGAGCAAACUUUGCGAGAGCAUUCACUGUCCAAUUCGGAAGCUGCAAGUUCCCUGAGAAUUUCACUGGUUGCCAAGAUCUCGCCAAGCAAAAGAAAGUCCCAUUUAUCUCUGAAGAUUUGGCGUUGGAAUGCGAAGGCAAAGACAAGUACAAGUGUGGUUCCAAUGUUUUCUGGAAAUGGUGAAGAAGUCUGUUUGUUGUUUGUUAUUCAUUCUUAUAUAAACCCACCCCCAACAACAAUGUAUCUCCCUUUAUCCAUCAAAAUUUUCAUGUCCCAUUUGAAUCUAUCAAAGUUAUCCUCUCAUUAGGGAUUAUGAA